This is a messenger RNA of Candida tropicalis MYA-3404, 1866 nucleotides long. It is a transcript of the gene HGT3, whose product is annotated as Hgt3p. Gene Ontology annotation, molecular function: carbohydrate:proton symporter activity. Gene Ontology annotation, cellular component: membrane. NCBI's taxonomy places the organism in Eukaryota, Fungi, Ascomycota, Pichiomycetes, Serinales, Debaryomycetaceae. Gene Ontology annotation, biological process: transmembrane transport; carbohydrate transport. The transcript has a single exon. Bases 1 to 1866 code for a protein of 621 amino acids. The record is from RefSeq and is a predicted model, not a curated record.
AUGUCGACAACUCAAUCUCCAAUUCAACAUCAUAUUCAAAUUAAAGAAAGUUGGCUUGUUGGGAAAGCUUUAUUGAACUUCACGUCCCUUUUCGUGACCCUUGGGGUUCUUAGUUUUGGCUUUGAACAAGGGUUAUAUGCAUCCUUGAUUACAAAUGAAUAUUUCAAAGAAUACUAUAAUGAACCUACACCAGCAGAAAUUGGUAUCAUGGUAGCUAUUUUAGAACUCGGUGCUUUGUUUUCAUCAUUUUUGGCUGCACAAGCUGGUGAUCUUCUUGGAAGGAAAAAAGCAAUUAGAUACGGUGCCGCAAUAUUCUUUAUUGGUGGUUUUAUCCAAUGUAUUUCACCUAGUAUUUUGUGGCUUAGUAUUGCAAGAUUAAUCAGUGGGGUGGGUAUUGGAUUCUUAACUACAAUUGUCCCAAUGUACCAGUCUGAGAUUAGCCCUGCUGAAGAUCGUGGAUUUUAUGCUUGUGUCGAGUUUACAGGUAAUAUUGUCGGAUAUGCAGCCAGUAUUUGGGUUGAUUUUGGCUUUUCAUUUAUCAAUAAUCAUUAUAGUUGGAGAGGUCCUUUGAUUGUUCAAUUCUCUCUUGGUGUGUUAUUAUGGGCUGGUACUUACAUAAUUGUUGAAACUCCAAGAUGGUUAUUAAACCAUGACCAUGAUUUAGAAGGAAUGAUUGUCAUUGCUGAUUUAUACUCCGAUGGUGAUGUUGAAGAUGAUCAUGCUAUGAAUGAAUAUAGAAACAUCAAAGAAGGUGUUUUAGUUGACAGAAUCGAAGGAGGUGAACGUUCUUAUCAAUAUUUGUUUAAACGUUAUGCCAAAAGAUUGUCUGUUGCAUGUUUUGGAUUGUUAUUUGCCCAAUUGAAUGGGAUCAAUCUUAUUUCCUAUUAUGCUCCUAUGAUUUUCGAAUCUGCUGGUUGGGUUGGAAGAGAAGCUAUUUUUAUGGCAGGUAUCAAUGCUAUAAUUUAUCUUAUCAGUACCAUUCCUCCAUGGUAUUUGGUUGAUUCAUGGGGUAGAAAACCUUUGUUGAUGACAGGUGCAAUUGUCAUGGGUAUACCAUUAUACAUUGCUGGGUAUUCACUUUAUUUAAAUGACACAUUCACUCCUACCGUUGUUGUUGCAUGUAUUAUUAUAACGAAUGCGGGUUUUGGAUUUUCCUGGGGAGGAAUUGGUUGGCUUUUACCUUCAGAAGUUUUACCGUUAUCUGUACGUUCAAAAGGAGCAGCCUUGGCCACUGCUACCAACUGGCUCUCAAACUUUUUGGUUGGAUUUGGAUCUCCUAUUUUAUUGGAUCUUAUUAAGUGGAAAACAUAUUUGAUUCCUGCAACUUCAUGUAUCAUCUCAUUUGUCGCCGUGUGGUACUUGUUUCCAGAAACAAAGGGAUUAUCAUUAGAAGAGAUGGGGUCGGUAUUUGAUGAUAAAUCUUCAAUUUUCUCAUAUCAUGGUUCUGGAAGUGUUAGUGGAACUAGUGGAAGUAUUUAUGGGUCGACUGAUCUUGGUAGAAGACCAUCAGUUAAUGAAUCAAUUCCAGCAUCAGAACCAAUUCACCAAUCUGCUGCUUCGAUGGCAAGAAAUCCAGGCACUGCUCAACCACAUUUAGAUGGAAUUAUCACUGGUGCUGCACCACCACCAAUAAGACCAGUUAAAUCUGAUGUUGGAGAUGUUUCAUCAUUUGAUGGAAGUAAUGCUGGUUCUAGUAGUGGUAUUGUUCAAGAGAUUGAACCUCCAACAUUAGAACAAAUCCUUAAAUUCAAAGCAGAAGAACAAGCAAAACCAAAUAUGUUGGUUGCUUCUUUCCAAGCAUUAUUUGGUAAGAAAAAGGCAACAUCAGCAUCAUCCAACGAUGAGGAGAGUAGAUUAUUGGGAUAG